AUGGUCCUCACCGGCUCUCACCUGCGCGUGGCCGCCGGGCUGUGGGUUCCCUUCGUCAUGUUCGAAGACCAUGAGGACGGGACUUUCACCACCACAGGACUCCUCAUCGACCUUAUGGACAUCUUCGCCAGCAAACUCAACUUCACGUAUUCUGUGUUGAAAUCCGUGGACGGCGAGUGGGGUCGCCUUCACCCCAAUGGCUCCGCUACGGGAAUGAUUGGCAUGUGUCAGAGAAAGGAGGCGGACAUGGCCUUGGGUCCCUUCAGCAUCACCUACAUGAGGUCCCAAGUGAUAGACUAUUCUGUGCCGCUCUACAUAGACAGCUUCGGGAUCUUUCUGCCUCGGCCGUACAGGGAGAGAGAUCUGACUGGGUUUGUGAAGCCUUUUGGCUGGGAGCAUGGGUCUCGGCGCCAUCAUCAACCGGCUCUCCGUCCGCUGGUCCCUCCCGGAACCAGGCCUUCGGCUCGCGGCGGGAAGCCCAAGGCGAUCUUCCAGCCCAGUUGGAUCUUGAAGACGCUCCUCAUGGAACCUCUGUCAGCCCUGCCAACUUCCCUCACCGGUCGUGUCUUCAUGGGGACUUGGAUGGUGGUUUCUCUCAUCUUGAGCUCGGCCUACCAAGGGAUUCUGACCUCUCUGUUAGCUGUGCCGAAGGUUGAAGUUCCCGUGGACUCCUUGCAAGAUCUCCUGGACUAUGGCAAGAUGCCUUGGUCUGUCGAGUAUGGCACUGCCUUGCACCAGCUCUUCGGGGAUGCAAAAUCGGGCUUCUACAAGAAGAUCCACGACGGCAGCUUCCUAGUAACUAGCAGCUUCGAAGAGAGAGAUCGAAUGAAAAAGGAACGAUUUGCGAUUCUCUGCGACUUCUUCUCUAUGAAGUUGAUCAUGAGCGACGACUACGGCAAGACAGGGGAGUGCAGUUAUUACAUCGCCAAGGAAGUGAUAUGGUCAGCCUCCAUGGCCUUUGUGUUUCAGAAGGACAGCCCUGUCACCAAACACUUCAAUAAGUGCACUCCAGGAGAAAUGAAUAUGAACAGUUAA
Messenger RNA from Penaeus vannamei (Pacific white shrimp), 1035 nucleotides. The record is from RefSeq and is a predicted model, not a curated record. NCBI's taxonomy places the organism in Eukaryota, Metazoa, Arthropoda, Malacostraca, Decapoda, Penaeidae.